This is a messenger RNA of Uloborus diversus, 1550 nucleotides long. Its product is annotated as alpha-soluble NSF attachment protein-like. The coding region runs from base 125 to 997 and encodes 290 amino acids. Gene Ontology annotation, molecular function: soluble NSF attachment protein activity; syntaxin binding. Lineage: Eukaryota; Metazoa; Arthropoda; Arachnida; Araneae; Uloboridae. Gene Ontology annotation, biological process: SNARE complex disassembly; intracellular protein transport. Gene Ontology annotation, cellular component: SNARE complex; vacuolar membrane. The record is from RefSeq and is a predicted model, not a curated record. The transcript has 4 exons.
CGAUCAGCGAAAGUGCGGCUGAAAACACAUCCCUUCUCUCUCUCUCUUCAGAAGUCGAAAAAACGAAUGAGCUACAUAUUUUGGGUGAACGCACAAGUUCUUUCCCAGCAUAAAACCGCACAAAAUGACAGACCAGAAGGCCAAAGGGGACAAACUGAUGGCCGAAGCGGAGCAGCAAUUGACUGCCGGUGGUGGGAAAUGCUGCGGUGGUGGACGUGUCAAAGUGGCAGAAGCAUGUGAACUUUACGUAAAGGCCGCUAAUGCAUUCAAAAUGGCGAAGGAAUGGCAGAGUGCGGGAAAUGCCUUCUCAGAAGCUGCUCAUCACGAACUAGAAGAAGGAAGGAAGACUGAAGCUGGGAUGCACUACGUGGAGGCAGCAAAGUGCUAUAAGAAGGUGAACCCAAACGACUGCGAGAAGAGCCUCAUCAAAGCUUCCGAAGUGUAUGCGGAUGUGGGGAGGGGUAAGACGGCAGCAAAGCAGCACCUCACGCUCGCAGAACUUUACGACGAGCAAGGGAAUGUGGAAAGAGCCCGUGAUGAGUAUCAGAUGGCUGCAGACAUGUUUUCCGCUGAGGACUUAACCUCCUCCACCACGAAAUGCAUGUUGAACGUGGCCUUACACAGUGCCACCCUCGGCGACUACGCUCGGGCUGAAGAGAUCUUCGAGAACCAGGGAGAAGCGGCACUCUCCAACAAACUUCUCAAGUACACGGCCUGCGAGAACUAUACGAAGGCGGGACUCUGCCGCCUCGCAUCCAAUCCGCAAGAUGGCGAAGCACUUAUUACGAAGACGCACGAGUGGAGGGAAUCUUCUCCUGCUUUCGGGGACAGCCGAGAGUUCGGUUUCCUGAAUAAGCUGGCGGAGGCCAUCAAGGCGGAGGACCUGGAUGCCUUCAACGAGGCCGUCCGGUGGUACGAGUCUGUGACGAGGCUGGGCGCGUGGGAGAACGAACUGCUCAAGAGGAUCAGGAAGAAUGUUGGGCCCGAUUUGCGAUAGUUUGUACAUCGUGGUAAUAGCAAUGGUUGGCCCCGGUAAGGUUGGCUCUGACCUCGAGGAAGUUCAUUUUAUCUUGGAGAGGUCAAUCAGUUCUUAUCAGAGAGCACGUAUCUGAUAAAGAAAGCAAAAGGAUUGCUUCCUGGUCGUCAAUGUGAAACAUGUGCUUGACUGAUUGUCGUGACAACCUAUCAGAUGGUCUUAUUUCAAUGCAGUUAGAAUGCUAGACGUUUCUUUUUGGGCGAUAGAUCUUACAUUCAUCCAGUUCAAUACCGCUAUAAAUUCAAAACUAAAUAAUUUUGCAGAAGAUAGAAAUAAAAAAUGGUGCACUUUAAUUAUUCACAUAAUUCAUUAACCAAUGUAAAUAAGAUUACGAAACCAAAAUUAUCCAUUAGCCCUUAUGGCGGUUUUCAAUUGGAUGUACGAAAUGUUUAGUGCUACUUAAGUAGGCACAGCUCAACCAGCAACGACCGAUGAUUGCCAAAGAGUUGUCGUGACACGGGAGGAAGGGAGGGGGGCUAAGAAUUGGCAGGACUUCAACGACUGAGAGAUCAAA